AUGAAUGGGCAAUGGCAUAUUCAACAUCAACUUGAACUUCUAUCUGCACCAACGACAGUACAAUAUCAUAGGAUAGAUACAUAUUCAUCGAUCGUUGAAGGCGUGCAACGUGUUAGACGAGUUUUGGCUGGCGACUAUCAAAUAGAGAAAGAAAGAUUAAUCCGAGCAUGUUACUCGAAUGAUAUUGAGACGGUACGAUGGUUACUGGAAAAUGACGACGUCAGUCCAAAUGAUCUGAGAAAGGGUAUCAAUCGAUCAGUCUUGCACGAAGCUGUCUUGCAUAGCAAUGGUCGGGCACUCGUUCGUCUCUUGUGUCAACAUGGUGCUGAUCCGAAACAACGCGAUUCAUUGGGUCGUACUCCUCUUCAUUAUGCAGCUAGUUACGGACAUUUGGAUAUUCUUAUCGAAUUGAUGCAUUUUAUACAAGUUCGCGUAUCAACGCUGACAGAUUUGGAAGGUCGUUGUCCGUUAAUGUAUGCUUGUGGUGAAGGUCAUUUAGCAGUCUGUCGAUGGCUAAUCGAAUAUGGUGAUGCUGAUUAUCAUCGACAAGAUGAUCAUGGUCGUUCUGGUCAUUCAUAUGCAUGUCGUAAUGGACAUGCAUCCGUUGUUGAAUGGCUAUUGCCAAUCUUACCUCCCGAGCCAACCAAAACAGGUUGGCAUCCACUUCAUUAUGCUUGUGCAGCAGGACACUUUGACAUUGUCAAAAUUCUUCUACAAUAUGAUAACGAAAAUGCACAUUUAGUGACGAAUUCCGGUCAUUCGGCACUGUUCAUGGCAAUGCAUUCGCCAACAAACGGUUUUGAAAUGAUGAAAUACUUGCUAGAUUCACAUCGGUCAAUUCAAUUAACCGAACAAGACAUUGAUGAUCUAAACUGUGACAAGUCAUUGAUUCUAUUACUUGCUCAACGUCGUCAUUCGCUCACUUAUCUAUUUAGAAUUCUUCAUCGAAUUGAUUAUUACUUUCCAUUACUUCGUCUUCUUCUACUUAGUGAACAUACAUUUACUUUCGAAGAUUUGCUUUUAAUUCCUUACCAAGAUCAUCAAGCAUUUGUGCGUCAUCGUUUACAAAAUCCAUUAAAGUUAAAACAAAUUCUGCGCUGUAAGAUACGAAAAUCACUCGACACAAGUAAUACAAUUGAUGUAUUAGAAAUUAGUCAAAAUUUGAAAAAGUUUAUUCGUUUCGAACAUAUGUAA
Molecule: messenger RNA, 1194 nt
Organism: Adineta ricciae
Lineage: Eukaryota; Metazoa; Rotifera; Eurotatoria; Adinetida; Adinetidae
Source: the annotation of a GenBank genome assembly